AUGGCCAAACCAACACGGCACGCCGGUUCCCAUGAACCGUUGCAAAUUUACCAAGACGACCUUUUUGAGAACUCGACUGAGAUGGUCAACCACGCGCCCAUGCCUGCCGCUGCCAAGCCCCCAAGACGACCACUCGGCGCAACAAGCAACAACAACGUCGUUCUCAACCCUCCCAUGCUCGCCUCUGACAGACACUCGCCCUUGAAGGCGUUGUCGGGCAACUCAAAAUCACCUUUCCUGCCGCUCAAAUCGCAAGGUAGUAAACUCAACAUGGUGUCAAUGGCACCUCCAUCAACAAACUCCCAGAGCACCGACUCGCUACACAAGAAGCCCUACCUAUCCAAGUUCAAGACCGUCGCACAAAAGCCGCCAUCUGUGGAUCUCGCCGCCGGCUUCGGGAAGGAAAACGUCCACCCGCAACUGUACCCUGCGCCACCGACGAUCAACUUCGACCAGUUCUAUAUGCACAAGGGCCCGGGCAAGCGCACACUGAUGGAAGCUGCCCCGAUCAAGGAAUCGAGGCCGCUGAAGAAAGUCAAGGCCGACGAGUCAGGCUUGCCCCCGCACGAUUCCUUUCCUCCAAUUGUCGACGACGGAACGAAACCAGGCCAUAGCUACGCGACUUUGAUCGGAAUGGCCAUCCUACGAUCGCCACAACGGCGUCUGACCCUCGCCCAGAUAUAUAAGUGGAUUUCCGACACCUACUCGUUCUACAAGGCGGAGGAGUCGGGUUGGCAGAACAGCAUUCGUCACAACCUUAGCCUUCACAAGGCCUUCAUCAAGGUGGAGCGACCCAAGGACGACCCAGGCAAGGGCAACUACUGGACUAUUCAGGAAGGUAUGGGACAGCAGUUCAUGAAGGACAAGCCAGCAAGGAAAGCCGCGACGACCGCCGAGAACGUGCCCGUUAUGUCGACCCGCAUGGAACCCUCGAGACCAGCCAACGUGCCUAUCCAAGAGCCGACCCUUCCGCCUCCUGCACCGAUUAGGCAUGCAACGCUGCCGCCGUUGCCUACUUCGCAGGCUACGGUCGCUGUCGAAUUCUCCUCCGACGCUACCAUUCCUGUCUCGGACUCGGCCGCACCCGAAGACGGACAGGACAAGCUGGAUCACGAAUGCUCACCUCUGCCUCCUACGAUGCACUCUUCACCGCCAAUCCCGCGACACAUGGGGCCCCGCAGUCGUACUCCUCCUCCGCCUGGACGCGGCCCUGCAUCUUCGAUUACAAGAUCGCACAAGAGAAAAUUUGCGUCCAUGGACGACAGCGGUUACAUCUCAUCCCUUGAGUCGUCCGCUGUACGCCCGCAAAAGACUGGCAUUCUCACGUCUGAAGCUGACCGUCCACGGAAGCGCAGUCGCGCAGGCAGGGCCGAGGACGAGAUUGCUCGCUUGCGCGCAUCGUCUUACGAUAGCCCUAGCAAGGGUCGGUCCUACAACGCAUUUGCCCCGCCGUCCUCGUCGCCGCUCCGCCAACAGGGUCAGAUGCUGCCACCGCUCACACCCGCCAUGAAGCUGAAGCCGCCCACGAAGGCCCCGCCCUCUGCAUCUCCCAACACCAACCUGCGCAUGCACCGCGAAAAUGUCCGCCAGAUGCUCCAGUCUCCCAUACGCAAGAUGGCCGGGACUGGCGAUGGCAAUGCGCCAUGGAGCCCGGCCUUCAACUUGGACGAGAGCGUCUACAACUACAACCUCAUGACCACUAAUGAUUUCGACAUCUUCCAAGACAUGGAUAAUGACUUCUUCGACGGCUUACCGCAAGAGUCGCCCUCCAAGAAAUCUAGCGGAAAACGGCCUCGUCCUGAGCGCACGCACUCGGCCAAUGCCUUGACCGACACGAACGACUCUGGCAAUGGCAACAAGUCGGUGCUUUCGACGCCUUUCUUGAAGGCCCCGGCGCAAUCCAACGCCAUGUGGGAGACCCCCAGCAAGGUUUUCGAUGGGCUUUCUUCGCCCAUCAAGGCCAACGACGGUGCGUCCCAAUGGAGGUUCCCUUCGCCGACCAAGAUUUCCAACUCCUUCUACGAGGUGGCGGCGGAGGGUGACUGGCCCUCUUUCUCCUUCGACACAACCGACUUUCUGGCGGAAGAGGCUACCGAAUAUUCGGGCCUCGACAUCCUGCAAGGCUUCGAAAAGAUCGGCUCUGGCUCGCAACCCAAGUCUUCGGGUUCCAAGUCUGGCAAGCCCGCAUUUGGACGGAGUUACACCUCGCAAUUUUAA
Colletotrichum graminicola M1.001 is the source of this 2217-nucleotide messenger RNA. RefSeq names its product fork head domain-containing protein. The record is from RefSeq and is a predicted model, not a curated record. The transcript has a single exon. Gene Ontology annotation, molecular function: RNA polymerase II cis-regulatory region sequence-specific DNA binding; DNA-binding transcription factor activity, RNA polymerase II-specific. The coding region runs from base 1 to 2217 and encodes 738 amino acids. Gene Ontology annotation, biological process: regulation of transcription by RNA polymerase II. NCBI's taxonomy places the organism in Eukaryota, Fungi, Ascomycota, Sordariomycetes, Glomerellales, Glomerellaceae.